GUGAGCCCUGGGCUCCACACUGAGUGCUAACCAUGCUGCAGCAGACCGACGCGACCUCCAGCACUCUGCAGCUGGUAGCGACGGACAUGACUGGGAUCAUGGAGAAGCUGGACACGAGUGAGCUGGACCUGGGCGAUCAUGAGUACGACAUGAACGAUGGGGCCAAGCCGGGGGAUCGGUUGCCUUUUUCACAGAUCUACCACCUGGUGGGUUUCAAGGAUCCCAAGGCAAAGGUUUUCUUGUCCUCUCCAAUUACAGCCAAAAUCAUGGAAGUGGAGCGGUUCACCUUAGCUCAGGACCGCUUCAACAAAACCACGCAACGGAGCAUCAACAAGUCGAUGCCGUGUCUGUAUAAGAUCGAGCUGAAGCACGGGGAGUUCACGUGGGUGGUGAAGAAGAAGGAGAAACACUUUGGGGAGCUCCACAGAGAGAUGCGGACCUAUAAGACCCUUCUGAAGCUGCCGCUGCCCUCACGCAGUCACACGGUGAGGAGGAAGACUGUGAUGAGGAACGAGGCGAUGCCGGUCCUCCCUCGAGAAGGAGGAGGAGAAGAGCUGGACAGAGAGGAGCGAGUCUCCAGCCGCAGGAAACAACUGGAGGAUUACUUGAACAAGCUGCUUCGAAUGCCAAUGUACCGGAACCACCACGCAACGAUGGAGUUCAUUGAAGUCAGCCAGAUAUCCUUCAUCCACGACCUGGGACCAAAAGGCUUAGAAGGAAUGGUGCUGAAGCGAUCCGGCGGCCACAGAAUUCCCGGGAUGAACUGCUGCGGUCGCAGCAAGAUGUGCUACCGCUGGUCCAAACGCUGGCUGGUGGUGAAAGACUCGUUCUUGUUGUACAUGAAGCCAGAUUCUGGUGCCAUCUCGUUCGUGAUGCUGUUCGACAAAGAGUUCAGCAUCAAGAUGAACUUCAAAGACACCGAGACCAAACACGGGGUCCGCAUCGACAGCCUCUCCAGGUCGUUGGUGCUGAAGUGCAGCAGCUACAGACACGCCCGCUGGUGGGGUCAGGCAAUCGAGGGCUUCGCCAAGAGGCACGGCGCCGCCUUCCUCACCGACCACCGCUUCGGCUCCUUCGCCAUGGAGGAGGAGAACAUCCCCGCCAAAUGGUACGUAAACGGUAAAACUUACAUGGAGGACGUCGCCGACGCUCUGGAAGAGGCCAAGACGGAGAUCUUCAUCACGGACUGGUGGUUGAGUCCAGAAAUCUUCUUGAAGAGGCCGGUGGUCGAAGGGAACCGGUGGCGUCUCGACUGCAUCCUGAAGCGCAAAGCGAAACAAGGCGUUCGGAUCUUUGUGAUGCUCUACAAGGAGGUGGAGUUAGCUCUGGGGAUCAACUCCGGCUACAGCAAGAGGACGCUGCUGAACCUCGACCACGAGAACAUCCGGGUGAUGCGCCACCCAGACCACGUCUCCUCCUCCGUCUACCUGUGGGCGCACCAUGAGAAGAUCAUCGUGGUCGACCAAUCGGUGGCCUUCGUGGGCGGGAUCGACCUGGCGUAUGGGCGCUGGGACGAUAAGGAGCACCGGCUGACGGAUGUGGGAAGCGUGACGCUGUCUCUCCAGGAGCAGGCUGCAGCUGCGUCUUCCACCACCGCCACCGCUCCGGCUAAUGGCAGCAGCGCUGUUUCCCAGGGCAACAUGGCCGGCGUUCUCACACCGACGGACUCAGCGGAUCAGCCCAAGCUGAAGGGUCAGGGGAGGAUGAAGCGGACCCGGUUCAGCAUCAGGAGACACCUGCAGAAACACGGGCUGGCCCACGCCGACAGCGACAGCGACCUGGAGGAAGAGCAGCCGACGAGCAGCUCUGUCCGAAGUCUUCAUACGGGGGUCGGAGAGCUUUUUGGGAACACACGUUUCUGGCAUGGGAAGGACUACUGUAACUUUGUGCACAAGGACUGGAUCCAACUAGAUAAACCUUUUGAUGAUUUCAUAGACAGACAUACUACGCCCAGAAUGCCUUGGCAUGACAUUGCCUCCGUGGUUCAUGGAAGGGCAGCGCGAGACGUGGCGAGACACUUCAUCCAACGGUGGAACUUCACCAAGCUUGUGAAGCCAAAAUACCGCCCUCAGUCAUUCCCUUAUCUGCUGCCAAAGUCCCACACCACUGCCGGAGAGCAACAAUAUCAAGUUCCCGACUGCGUCAACGCAAAAGUGCAGAUCCUUCGUUCUGCCUCCGACUGGUCUGCUGGCAUCAAAAACCCAGAGGAGUCCAUUCACCUCGCCUACGUCCACACCAUCCAGAACAGCAAGCACUUCAUCUACAUCGAGAAUCAGUUCUUCAUCAGCUGCGCGGACAACAAGCACGUCUUCAACAAGAUAGGAGACGCGAUCGCAGAGCGCAUCGUGCGAGCUUACAGGGAAGGUAAAAAGUACCGUGUUUACGUGGUGACGCCUCUGCUGCCAGGCUUCGAGGGAGACAUCAACACCGGAGGAGGCAGCGCCAUCCAGGCCGUCAUGCACUUCAACUACAGGACCAUGAACCGAGGAGAGUACUCCAUCAUCUCCCAGCUGAAGAGAGAAAUGGGAGAUCAGUGGAUGAACUACAUCUCCAUCGCCGGCCUGAGGACUCACGCUGAGCUGGGGGCGAAGCUGGUGACGGAGCUCAUCUACGUCCACAGCAAGAUGCUGAUCGCCGACGACAACACCGUCAUCAUCGGGUCGGCCAACAUCAACGACCGCAGCAUGCUGGGGAAGAGGGACAGCGAGGUGGCCGUGAUCGUGGAGGACUCGGAGACGCUGGACUCUGUGAUGGACGGGCAGCCGUACCGGGCGGGGAAAUACGCCCUGCAGCUCCGCCUCGAGUGCUUCAAGAUAAUCCUCGGGGCGAACACCGACACGUCCAUCGAUGUCUCUGAUCCGAUCAGUGAACAAUUCUACAAAGAGGUCUGGAUGGCCACAAGCGCUCGCAACGCCUCCAUCUACCAGAAGAUUUUCCGGUGUCUGCCGUCCAGCGAUGUCCGGAGCAUCUCGGAGCUGGAGGGCUACCUGUCCAAACCGGCGCUGGUCCGAGAAGACCCGGCUCGAGCUCGCGAGGAGCUGAAGAAGAUCCGUGGCUUCCUGGUCCAGUUCCCUCUUCAGUUCCUGAGAGAGCAGAACCUUCUUCCUCCCCUCGGCUCCAAGGAGGCCAUGGUCCCCACGGAGGUCUGGACCUGA
This is a messenger RNA of Nematolebias whitei (Rio pearlfish), 3155 nucleotides long. It is a transcript of the gene pld1b, whose product is annotated as phospholipase D1b. NCBI's taxonomy places the organism in Eukaryota, Metazoa, Chordata, Actinopteri, Cyprinodontiformes, Rivulidae. Gene Ontology annotation, molecular function: phosphatidylinositol binding; D-type glycerophospholipase activity. The record is from RefSeq and is a predicted model, not a curated record. The coding region runs from base 33 to 3155 and encodes 1040 amino acids. Gene Ontology annotation, biological process: phosphatidic acid biosynthetic process; cell motility; intracellular signal transduction. The transcript is spliced from 25 exons.